Messenger RNA from Heterotrigona itama, 2118 nucleotides. NCBI's taxonomy places the organism in Eukaryota, Metazoa, Arthropoda, Insecta, Hymenoptera, Apidae. The record is from the annotation of a GenBank genome assembly.
AUGUUGGUAUUGUUUGAAACUCCUGCCGGUUAUGCGAUUUUCAAGGUAAAUUGUACUAAAAAUUUCCAACUUGCCAUGUAACCUAAAAAAUGCACGUGUUUGUAUCAAUCACUUUGGAUAUAUUUCUUACAGUUUAAAUAUAUUGUUGUACAAUUUAAAUACAAUGAAAAUGCUUAUUGGUUUACAUGUCGUAUAAUUAUGUUUGUGUUUUACAGUUACUUGAUGAAAAUAAAUUAACGGAAAUAGAAAAUCUUUAUCAUGAUUUUGAAACACCUGAUGCAGCUAGUAAAGUGUAAGUAAAAUUUAAUUUCCAGAACUUAUUUUUGUAUCGUAUUCCUACUGAAUAAUAUCAUUUAAAAAUGCGGAAAUAUUUACAAUUGCCAUAAAGAUUAUAAUUCAAUAAAUUCAAGUGUAAGAUAUAUUAUUAUAUAUCUUCAUAUUAAUAUUUUAAUAUUGAAAAUUAAUUACAAAAUGUUACAUUUUUAUCUUUUAUGUUACAGAGUGAAGUUGAUGCAUUUUGAAAAGUUUGCAGAUACUGCAGAGGCUCUUGCAGCUACAACAGCUGCUGUGGAAGGUAAACUCAGUAAAUCAUUGAAAAAGCUAAUUAAGAGACACUGCACAGAACUUCAGGAACAACUAGCUGUAGCCGAUGUUAAGCUAGGUAAUGCCAUAAAGGAUAAACUAAGUUUAUCUUGUGUUAGCAACACUGCUAUACAAGAAUUAAUGAGAUGUAUCAGAAGCCAGAUGGACAGUUUAUUGGCUGGUUUACCGAAAAAAGAACUAACAGCGAUGGCAUUGGGCCUAGCGCACAGCCUUUCUAGGUAUAAAUUGAAAUUUUCUCCCGACAAAAUUGAUACGAUGGUAAUACAAGCUGUUUGUCUGUUGGAUGAGUUAGACAAAGAGCUAAAUAACUAUAUUAUGCGCUGCCGUGAAUGGUACUGCUGGCACUUUCCAGAGCUCGGAAAGAUCAUCACAGACAACAUAGCGUUUGUUAAAGCAGUGCAAGUAAUCGGCACUAGAGAAAACACGAUAAAUUCAGAUUUGUCUGAUAUAUUGCCAGAAGAUAUCGAGCAGAGGAUAAAAGAAGCCGCCGAGAUAUCCAUGGGAACUGAAAUUUCCGAGGAUGAUAUUUUACACAUUCAGAGUUUGUGUGACCAAAUUAUUGAAAUUUCCCAAUACAGAACUCAAUUGCACGACUAUCUUAAAGCAAGGAUGAUGUCGUUGUCUCCAAAUUUAACUGUUCUUGUUGGGGAGUUAGUAGGAGCUCGUUUAAUCUCACGUGUUGGCUCCUUAAUCAGUCUUGCUAAACAUCCUGCAUCUACUGUACAGAUACUUGGUGCAGAAAAAGCUCUCUUCAGAGCAUUAAAAGCGAAAAAGGACACUCCAAAAUAUGGUCUGAUAUAUCACGCACAACUUAUCGGCCAAACUUCGACAAAGAACAAGGGAAAGAUGUCUCGCAUGCUGGCAGCCAAAGCUUCCUUAGCAACAAGGGUAGAUGCAUUAGCAGAAGAUGGAAACUUUGAUCUUGGUGCUGAACACAAAGCGAAAUUGGAAGCACGUUUGAGGAUACUGGAAGAAGGGAAUUUUCGUCGAAUUAGUGGUACAGGCAGAGCGAAAGCGAAAUUUGAGAAAUAUCGUAGUAAAAGUGAAUAUAUUCAAUAUCCUGCUGCUGCUGAUGCAACUCUUCCAAGUGGAAAGAGGAAACGUUCCGAAAUCGAGGAAAAAAAACCGUUGAUCGAAGAAAUUGUAAGACCGAGUGAAGAGACAGUUAAGAGAAAGAAAGAAAAGGAAAUUGUCGAUUUUAACAGUCUAGAAGAAUCUGCAACUCAAGUUCACCCAGAGGAGAAAACACGAACAUCAAAAAAGAAGAAGAAAAAGAUGAAAAUAGAGAACAACGUGGAAGGUGAUAAUGGCGAAUCUAAUUUCAAAUUAGAAGAAGAAGAAAAAACGACAGAGAGAGUCCCUGGUAUGUCAGAGGAGCAAACAAAGGAGAAGAAGAAGAGAAAAUCAGAUGAAGAUCAGGAGAUGGAGGAAGCUAAAGUCUCAAAUGAAGAAACAGACGAGAAAGUUACAAGUAGGAAAAAAAAGAAGAAGAAAAAGAAAUCUCAGAAGGAAUGA